Microdochium trichocladiopsis is the source of this 2435-nucleotide messenger RNA. RefSeq lists its product as uncharacterized. Lineage: Eukaryota; Fungi; Ascomycota; Sordariomycetes; Xylariales; Microdochiaceae. Bases 355 to 2313 code for a protein of 652 amino acids. The record is from RefSeq and is a predicted model, not a curated record. The transcript has 3 exons.
CCAGCAUUGACGCCGCCGUCUGGGCCCAGCUCCACAGCAUCAGACGUUUCGACCAAGUCUAACGAUGGGCCAGGAUGGCCGGGUUGGCCGAUUCCAAUUCCAGGAGGGCAAGAAACUACUACGGUAAAUUCGCCACCAGCAGGACCUACAGAACACCCGGGCGCGUCAGUCCCAAAUAAUCCUCCAUCGCCAGGGCCGAUCCAGCCGACACCGAAGCCGCCUCAGUCCCCAGUUGAUCAACCUCCUGCGAACGCGGACCCUGUAACACAACAGCCUCCAGCGGCAUCAAGCAGCUCCCAGGAACCAGGCUCUCCUUCCCUGCCAUUUCCAUCGCUGCCAGACGCGAUUCCUAUUAUGACUUUGACCAGAACCGACACUUCGCACCCUGAACCCACCAUUGAUCCCUCUGGCGAAGCUCCAGCGGCAUCUUCAUCGACACGCCGAACCAUCGAUAUGGGAGGACAAUAUGCCGGAGGCACUUUGGGCACGUACACGUACACGGAAACCAACUCAUUGGGCAUUCCCACCCACACAUAUCCCUUCCAAGGACUCUUCGUCCCCGUCACCAUUGUGUCAACAGAUUCGAAUGGCGUACCAUACACCACUCUUACCGAGGACCACAUUUUUGCCCCUGUGUCCUCGACCCUGACAGACUUUCAGGGCCGCCCUACUAAGACGGAGCUAGUCUAUGUGGUACCGACAGUCAUCACUUUGACCAACGCCCAAGGUGAACCAACAGGGACGACAACAUCAGGUGUCACGAACACACCCGUUGUGACCACGUUGACUGGAGCAAAUGGGGUGCCGACGAAGACGCUUACCUAUUACGCCCCAGUUGUCGUGACGUCUGCUGUCAUUGUCGUCGCGCCUGCAAAUACAGUUGAGCCCCCAGCUUCGCAAAAGGAAGCCCUGGAAACGGUUACGGAAGGAAACUACUUCCUCGGCCUGGUCGUCCCGACAAUGCUUGCUGCCCUGCUGUCCAUGGCGGUCCGACUCUUCGAUCACCACGCCAGGCUUUACUUUCCAUUCCAUGCUCUCACGCUGUACAACGGUGCACCCACCACGGACUCGAUGUGCUUUCCCGUCACUGGAAUGGGGGGCUUCCUCGCAGGCUUCAAGAUGGUCAAACGAGGACAGUACCUGCUCGCAGUGACAGGCUCAAUGGUCGUUGCGAGCGCGAUCCUCACGAUUUUCAGUGGAGGCGCGAUUCAUAUUAUUCGCACUGGAUCCAGCUGCUCCGCUGCGGCUGCCGAGAGUUGUGGCACCCGGAUUGCCGUCUUCCCCAUAUUAGCAAGAGUCUCGAUAGCAGUACUCGCAUUUAUUCUUCUGGGCGCCUUUGUUGCAGGGUGGAUGCUCCUGAGGUGGCGCACUGGCGUCUCCUACAACCCUUGGAGCAUACAUCACAUGCUCGGCGUCAGCACGAAUCAAGACAUUCGAACGCUUCUCUUGCAACUGCGCGAGGUAGACGGCCGGAUCACUCGAGCGCAGGCGGCUACCGCUCUCGGACCUGGACCGUUCAUCCUCGAUUACUGGCUGGAGAACGCAUCUCUCAAGUACGGCAUCCUUAUCGGCAUAUCAGACUCGACUUCCACACCGCUGAGAAAGGAGGGCAAGACUGGAGGCAUGAUCAGGCGGCGCUACCGCCUACUGCCCAAGGGCAAUACUGUUCCGUUUUCGAUUCUUAAUCUGACGGGGCGAUUCUUCUUCUUGCUAUUCCUUUGUGUACUGCUCAUUGGCAUCUUGAGCUACAACAUUGUCGGCGGCGGCGAGAUCGCCGCCGGCACUGCCGGCUCUCGAGGCCAGGUGUUUCUGGCGUUCUUGUUCGUGGCGGCUGGAGUACUGGUCUCCUUCUGCUGGAAUACCACCUUCCAUGCCGUCGCCUUCAUGAGCCCAUACAAAGUCCUCGGUCGCAAGAACAACUACGCCGACGACAUCCUACACAUGACGCCACCCACCAACGUCUUCAGCGCGAUGCGCUCGGCCCUGUCCCGUGACCGGCGGGAUCUCUUCCUGUUCUUCGUCGCCUUGGCCUCGCUCGUUUCCGAGUUCAUGCCAAUCAUGCUACUCAACAUCCCCUUUGGCAUGGUCAAGACCAGCAUCACCCACCUCAUCUUCACCUGGAUGACUGUAGCCAUUCUCAUCUGUAUGAUUUUUGUGCUGGCGUCGUCGUUCGUCAUGCACUGGCCGCAUCUGCCAAUUGACCCCAGCACCAUUGCGGGUGCACUGUACUAUGCGUCGGAUCCGGGCGUUAUUGCCCUGAGUCCGGCCGCGGGACUGCUUCUAGGAAAGAAGAGUCUGAAUACAAAGACUUGAUCAAAGUCGACUUUAGCAUUUACAGCGAUUUUUUUUCGUUAUUUUAACACAUAUUCAAAGCACCAGAUUAGCGAUGCGGUGUCGAAUCAGCGAGCAUAUACAUUUCAUUUAAUGUUGCAGAU